UUGGCGCGCUUUUCGGUUUUGAAAUUGUAACGGUCGGAUUUCGAUUGGUCAGCUGCCGAGUUCUCACGAUAGCGUCGUUUGGUUUCUUCUUUUGAUAAAAAGUUUUAUUUUUUUAUUGAUUAUACGACGUUUUGUGGAAAAAAUAACCUUGUAGUAGCGCUGGUUGUAUUUCUUAUCAAAACCUCAUUAAGAAAUCGAGUAACCCCGCGCGGUUAAACUACAUCAUUAAGCGAACGAGUGAAUCCAUUACGAGUGCCAUAAAAUUACGUCAUAAAUUCAACUGACAGAAUUUACACUAGAGUGUGAUUGACUGCAGGCUACGGGAAAGUACGGCACACUUUUUUUACAAUAACGGCACCGUUGUUACAGCCGUGAAUAAUCACUUCCGUUUCCGGUCGCUGUUGCAGCCUCACAGUGGGCAUGCACGCAAAUCAUUUCUUUUGUUUUACCUGGUUCGAACCUGCACUUUAGUACCAGUGAGUCCUUCAAGUCGACAGGAUGAAGUUCAAGUCCAUUCGUUCCGGGGCGGUGUCACUGUUCGAAGAUUUCUGCUCCAAUAGCUCAAUUCACGGUGUGCGAUAUUUUACCGAUCGGAAAGUGAUUCGGUGCGAGAAGGCGUGGUGGAUUUUAGUGUUUUCCCUUUCCCUGGCGAGCUGCGGUCUGUUGAUCCAGCAAACCUAUCGCAAGUGGGAAGAAAGUCCGGUGAUUGUGAGCUUCGUCGAGAAACCAACCACGGUUUGGCAGAUUCCGUUUCCGGCCGUUACCAUUUGUCCGGAAGCGAAGAGUGCCUCCUGGAUGCUAAAUUAUACGGCACAAUUCCAUACCUUUCUCAAUCAAUCACAAGAGGAGCGUUCAGCUGAUAUUAGGUUGUGUCAUCUAACCAAUCGAAAGAAGAGCAAUCUUUUGACUGUAUUUAAUUAUUAUUACAGAACCGAUUUUUUUCUUGCAAUGACGCAAAUCUGCGACAGAAAUUGCAUUGAACGAAUGCUGCACAGUGCUGCCAGUAUUCCGAAUAAAACGACCGACGAGAGUUAUGUGGCUCUGAUUUGGUUGCUGCGAGUUCCUACCGAUGGUCUACUGGUGGAGUGUUCCUUUCUUAAUGAACCCUUUCCAUGUGAUACUCUGUUUUAUCCGUCCCUCACGGAAGAGGGAGUCUGUUUGACGUUCAAUGGCCUUUCGUCCAAAGACAUGCACCGUUUGGAGUCGUUACAAGGUCAAUAUCCUUACGUGACAAGUCCUUUUCAAUCGCAGCUUUGGUCUCAAGAAAAUGGUUAUCAGUCUCAAGCCACCUUCGAAGCAUACCCUUUUCGAGCCGGCUCCGGUUACUCGCUAGGAUUAUCCGUGUAUCUCAGCGUAGACUUACUGAAUCACGACCCGCUAUGCCGAGGAUCCACCAAGGGCUUUAAAUUGCUACUACAUUCUCCGGCGGAAUAUCCACAAAUCACUAAAAAAUUCGUUCGUGUUCCCAUAAACCAAGAGGUGACCAUUGCGGUCAAGCCUCAGAUGAUUACCACAACACACGGGCUGCAAGGUUACACACCCGAACGUCGCCAGUGCUUCUUUAACCAGGAACGCCACCUGCAGUUCUUUGCCAUCUACACCCAGGACAACUGUGAACUAGAGUGUCUCACCAACUACACUCUGAAACUUUGUGGAUGUGUACUGUUCUCGAUGCCUCGAAAUGAGAGUGUGGCAAUUUGUGAAACCAACGAAAUCCGCUGCAUUUGGUGGGCGAAAAAUUUACUAUACGACAUGGGAAUCACUGGAAAUCGGGAGGAGGAAAUCAGAUUUCGAUCCGAGUGCAAUUGCCUCCCGGCAUGCAGUUCGGUGCAGUACGACGAGGAGAUCACGCAAACUCAGUUCGAUUGGAAGAACUGGGCGGAGACGCUCGGCAUUCAGGCGAACCGCUUGGAAGGAAUUGAGUUCGCCCAUCUUGCAAUCUACUACAAGGAGCCCCAGUUUAUGCCUCUACGUCGCAGUGAGUUGUACGGUACGACGGACUUUCUGGCCAAUUGUGGUGGAUUGCUGGGGCUCUGUCUGGGGGUUAGCUUGCUGAGUCUGGUGGAGUUGCUGUAUUUUUGUCUGAUUCGGCCGUUUACGCUGUGGAAAGAGAAACGAUCGUCAACUUGCUCCCUUGAGGACUUGGAGGCACCGUCCAUCAGUUUGCUUUCCUAUCAAACCAAGUGGGAAUGAG
Wyeomyia smithii (pitcher-plant mosquito) is the source of this 2194-nucleotide messenger RNA. Its product is annotated as pickpocket protein 28-like. Gene Ontology annotation, biological process: sodium ion transmembrane transport. The coding region runs from base 499 to 2193 and encodes 564 amino acids. The transcript has 2 exons. Gene Ontology annotation, cellular component: membrane. Gene Ontology annotation, molecular function: ligand-gated sodium channel activity. NCBI's taxonomy places the organism in Eukaryota, Metazoa, Arthropoda, Insecta, Diptera, Culicidae. The record is from RefSeq and is a predicted model, not a curated record.